CCCUCACCCACCUUUACCCUACAGCGUUUUAUGGUGGGUGUGGUCUGUAUUCUUUCUAUCUAAAUUCUUCUAUUCUUCUCGCAUACAAGGGUAUCCCAAUUGUACACUAAGCCGCUGUGCUCGCUUGAAGUGCCGAGGAACAUUGGGGCGAUGCAGACUGGACCCGCCGUCUUCCCCCUACUUCCGACAAUCCGACGCAACUGUGCCUGGGACAAUCGCUGAUUUUUAAGGCAAUGGCCCACGAUGUGCGCGACAUCUCUCCUUUGCAGCCACCGGAUUCAGGCUCAGGUCCCGAUGAACAACUGUCGGAAAAACCGUCCACCUCGGAAUGGAUGUCGGCGCAGUCAAACCCUUCCGUUGGCGCAGUAAACAGUGACCAUGACCCCAAUCACGAUGAGGAUAUGGUAGACCAGUCGGCAGGGACUUCACGAUCACCAGAGAGUACAGUGGUAGGAGACUCUGAUCUUGGUCCAAUAAUGAGCAGGAAACCAAGAACAUUGCCAGCAUGGAUUCGCUCGGUAGAAUAUCCUGAAGAAGACAACGACGUCCCUGCUACGACCAGACUUCUUCCCUCACAACCCGACGACGCCGUCGUGGCGCAGCAUAACCACUCCCCGUAUGCGACAAAAUCGAACCGCCCGAGCCGAGCCGACGAUGAGGACGAAGAACAAGGGGGCUCAUCUCGUCGCCAGUCUCGCUGGCAAAACUUCUCGAAGGUGAUAGCAUAUCCUCGCGAACCGGGCGCUGAGACGUCCGUAACGCCAGAAUGGUUGAAUGAAAACCUGGGGGAUUUCUCACAGCCGUGGCGAGGGCAACUUGCUCCAGAUGAAGACACGGAAGAUCCGCUGAGGAUGAAGCGGCGCCGAGAGAUCUGGUUCAAGCGCUUUCAUAAUACUCUGCUCCGAAGUCCUAUGGUCCCCCUCAUUUUCAGACUUACUGUCUGGUGCUUCUCGCUUACUGCACUGGCUCUGGGGAGCUCUAUCCAACAUCUGUCGGGGCAAUAUAAACAUCCACAGGGCCCGUCCGCACUCAUGGCCAUCAUCGUCGACGCAGUGGCUCUCGUAUACUUGAUCUAUAUCACCUUCGACGAAUAUACCUCGAAGCCGCUCGGCCUCCGGUCUGCAUCAGCCAAAGCACGGCUGAUUCUGCUAGACAUUUUCUUCAUCGUUUUUGAUUCAGCCAAUCUCAGUUUGGCAUUCGAAUCCUUGUCCACCGUACAGGGUGCUUGCACAUUGAAUGAAGUCAACCAGGAGAUCACGCCUAAGAAUGAUGCAAUCUGCGACCGACAGGUGGCUCUCGCCUCUGUUCUUUUAAUCGCACUCUUGGCCUGGCUGACAACAUUUGCGAUCAGUGUUCUCAGACUCGUCGAACGUGUAGCCUCAUAG
Messenger RNA from Aspergillus saccharolyticus JOP 1030-1, 1385 nucleotides. RefSeq names its product phospholipase D regulator. The coding region runs from base 234 to 1385 and encodes 383 amino acids. Gene Ontology annotation, cellular component: fungal-type vacuole; cell periphery. Lineage: Eukaryota; Fungi; Ascomycota; Eurotiomycetes; Eurotiales; Aspergillaceae. The transcript has 3 exons. Gene Ontology annotation, biological process: positive regulation of catalytic activity. The record is from RefSeq and is a predicted model, not a curated record.